AUGAGUCUGCAGAAUACAUGCCCAGCCAUCAUCAUCACCAAGCCCAAGAGCAAGAGCAAAUCUGCGGCACUGCACGCGCGCCUCAUCAGCUUCCCACUCCCCGACACCGAGUCAGACGGCGACAUAUCGACACCAUGGAUCGCCUUAGCUUCCAAGGCUCACUCUAGCCUCGACAGCGACACCCCCGAGAUCAAAGACCUGGCAGACAGCCUCAUCUCCGCGUAUACCGAAGACCUAGUCUUCAUCACGACGCCCGUCUUGCUGUGUGUGAGCCCGCUCCAAGAAUCCGGCGACUAUGCCUCCGACGAGCACAUUUCCAUGCCGUCCGGCACCUCUGAACUGCUUCCACAGCCCAUAACCGCCGACCAACUCAUCGCCAGCCUCUCGAAAUGGAUCCCCCGUUGGCGCCGAUGGCAAGAAAAGGCCUUUGCCCACUCGGCCAACAUAUCCAUCGACCCAUCCAUCACGGCCUGCGGCCCUGUUACACGCUCCGAGAUUUACGCUCACAAAGGGGGCCCUUUGGAGGAAAAAGCACGGCAUCCCCCAGAGGACCCCGAGCCGUGGGCAAAUCCAUCGUCGCUUCCUGCGGCCGUUGACGAGCCCGGGGCUCCUCCAAGUAGCGAUACAUGUGCCAUCCUCAUUGCCGAAGACAACAAAGUCUGCUGCCUAGUUUUAGCAAAGCUCCUGCUCAAGCUGGGCCUGAACUUCAAGGUUGCACAAAACGGCCAAGAGGCCUUUGACGAGUACAAGCGCGAUCCGGAGCGAUACUGGUGCGUGUUUAUGGAUUUGGGUAUGCCGGUUGUGGACGGGGACACGGCGUCGCGAUGGAUCAGGGAUUUUGAGAGGGCCACGGGGUUGGAGCCGUGUGUGAUGGUGAGCAUGCACAGCGGACGGCGGGAGACUGGGCUGAAGACGGACGUUUUUGAUUACUUCCUGGACAAACCUAUACGGAGGUCCGGGAUUGAGAGUAUUUUGAGGGCCGAGAAGGAGAAGGAGUUGCGGCUGGUUCGGCCAUGCUAG
This is a messenger RNA of Metarhizium brunneum ARSEF 3297, 1020 nucleotides long. RefSeq lists its product as uncharacterized. Lineage: Eukaryota; Fungi; Ascomycota; Sordariomycetes; Hypocreales; Clavicipitaceae. The record is from RefSeq and is a predicted model, not a curated record. Gene Ontology annotation, biological process: phosphorelay signal transduction system.